Molecule: messenger RNA, 2787 nt
Organism: Notothenia coriiceps (black rockcod)
Lineage: Eukaryota; Metazoa; Chordata; Actinopteri; Perciformes; Nototheniidae
Gene: mark1
Product: MAP/microtubule affinity-regulating kinase 1
Exons: 16
Coding region: 343-2376 (677 amino acids)
Biological process (GO): intracellular signal transduction; protein phosphorylation
Cellular component (GO): cytoplasm
Molecular function (GO): ATP binding; protein serine/threonine kinase activity
Source: RefSeq, a predicted model, not a curated record
AGAGAGCGAGCUCCAUCCUUCCUGUUGGGAGGUUUGAGAUGCGCUGCGCAGACCUCGCUGUUCGCAACUCAUCAUCCUGGCCGACCCCCCUCCUCUCUUUCUCUCUCUUUCCUCCCUUUUCUGUCUGCCACUAGCCUACCUGAGGGGAAGUGCACAAAGCCCAUACGAAUAUCUGGCGUGCCGCCUUGGCCCUGCUAGCGCUAUGCUGCGGUAAACAGGCCGCUGUUUGCGGUGUUUACAGGGGAUGUAGAGAGGGGACCGAGGAGGCACCGCUCUCCCCGCCGGACCGUGUCUGCUCUGCCCGGCCCGCUGCACUGCUGAGCGGCCUGCGAAGCUCACACGAUGUCGACCAGAACGCCAUUGCCCACGGUGAACGAGCGGGACACCGAGAACCACUCGUCGGUGGACGGCUUUGUUGAACCCCCAGUCCCGCCAACAAAAUCUGCGAGUCGCCACAGUCUGCCGAGAUGCCGCAACUCUUUUACCUCCACGGAGGAGCACCCCCAUGUUGGCAAUUACCGCCUCCUCAAGACUAUUGGGAAGGGGAAUUUCGCCAAGGUGAAGCUAGCAAGACAUGUCCUGACUGGACGAGAGGUGGCGGUGAAGAUUAUAGACAAAACCCAGCUAAAUCCCACCAGUCUACAGAAGCUCUUCAGGGAAGUCCGGAUAAUGAAGUUACUGAAUCAUCCAAAUAUAGUGAAAUUGUUCGAGGUUAUUGAGACGGAGAAGACACUUUAUCUGGUGAUGGAGUACGCCAGCGGUGGCGAAGUAUUUGAUUAUCUAGUGGCUCACGGCAGAAUGAAGGAGAAGGAGGCGAGGGCCAAGUUCAGACAGAUUGUGUCUGCAGUGCAGUAUUGUCACCAGAGGAGGAUAGUACACAGGGAUCUAAAGGCAGAGAACCUGUUGUUGGACGCAGAUAUGAACAUCAAGAUAGCUGACUUUGGCUUCAGUAAUGAGUUCACUGUGGGCAGCAAGCUGGACACUUUCUGUGGCUCCCCGCCGUACGCUGCUCCUGAACUGUUCCAGGGGAAGAAGUACGACGGACCAGAGGUGGACGUGUGGAGCCUCGGGGUCAUCCUCUACACACUGGUCAGCGGAUCACUGCCCUUCGACGGACAGAAUCUGAAGGAGCUGAGAGAGAGGGUCCUGCGGGGAAAAUACCGUAUUCCUUUCUACAUGUCCACAGACUGUGAAAACCUGCUGAAGAAACUACUAGUGCUCAACCCUGUCAAACGAGGCAGUUUGGAGCAAAUCAUGAAAGACCAUUGGAUGAAUGUGGGUCACGAGGAGGAGGAGCUAAAACCUCACAUCGAGCCGGAGACGGACUUCGCUGAUUCAACCAGAAUAGAGCUCAUGGUGACGAUGGGCUUCCCAAAAGAUGAGAUCACAGACUCUCUACAAAACACCAAGUACGAUGAAGUCAUGGCCACCUACCUGCUGCUGGGCAGAAAAGCUCCGGAGUUCGAGGGGAGUGAACCUCUGAGCAACAGCGUCCUGGGUCAGCGGCAGCGACCGACCAGCGACAUCAACAACAGCUCCAGCAUCUCUCCGGCCCAUCCCAAGGUCACACGCAGCAUCUCGGCCACGCAGAAGCAGCGCCGCUACAGUGAUCAUGGUGGGGAUGAUGAUGGUGGUGGUGGUGGGGUCGUAGAGAAGCCAAUAGUCGGACCGGCUGUGCCCCCGGCAGUAUCGUACACGAAACGUGGCCAGGCCCUGAGUGUGGAGAGCGACCACAGGGAGGAGUGGGACGGAGCUCGCCGGCUGGAGCUCAACACCUCGAAAGGAGACGUUCCUGCUUCGCCUCUGGGGGUGCAGGAGAGGAAGAAAACUACAAGUGCUGUGGGGACCAAUGGAUCAAUGACUCGCAGGAACACAUAUGUGUGUGAACGAACAUCUACUGACCGCUAUUCAGCUAUUCCCAAUGGCAAAGACAGCAGUUUAACCGAGGUGUCGGGGAGCACCUCAUCGACUGCGAUGAGCUCGACAAGACCUCGUCACAGCAAGUCCAUGUCGUCGUCAGGGCAUCCUUCAAAGAGCACACUGCCCCCCAUCGACGACAACACAGAGCUGAAAUCCAGCUCCUCUCCGCGGGGUCCCUCCACCUCUCCGUCUGCACACAGUAUUAGCACCCCAGAGAAGAACCGGUUCCCCCGGGGCACAACCAGUCGCAGCACCUUCCACGGAGCUCAGCUCAGAGACCGGCGCAGUGCCACCUACAACGGCCCCCCGGCCUCCCCCACACUGUCCCAUGACACGGGGGCUCUCGCUCAGCAACGCAGGGGCACCUCGACCGGGAUCAUCGGCAAGAUCACCUCAAAGUUUGUUCGCAGGUCAGUGAAAACAAACCGGGUUUUAUUCACCACAGUUAAGGUGUAGAUACAUUGUCUUUGGCAUUGAAGUGUAAGCCGUCAUGAGCGCUCCUCUUUUGAAGAAAUGUAUUUCUUUGACUACUUAGUCCGACAAAAUCAUGGAAGUUGUUUUAUAUAACUGUCUGACAUUAUGACUAAUCUUUGCUUACAGAUAUUACACUUAAUGUCAGUUGUAUUAGCUCUACUCGAUCGAAAGAAAAGCCCAUUUAAACUGUUACAUAGCUCCGGUCCAACUAAUCUCUACAAGUUUUGCAAUUUAACAUUUUUAAUGUAUGUCAUCUGCUUUCAUUGUUGAAAACAUUCUCUUUACAUGCAUCCACAAUAUGAAUCUGAACACUUUUUUAUAUCUAUAGCUAUACAAAGUAAAGCGGAAACUGAUGGCAAUAGUUUUUAAGGUAUUUACUGUAGUCAUAAACAC